AUGGUUCCCAUCGUCAGCACGCCACUGGGCUCUACGUACGGUGGAAAUGCAGCUGUCUCUACUUCAUCCGCCCCGCAGGCUGCUAAGAAGCCUCUGGCCGCCAUGGAGAAGUACAUCGAGUCGACAAGGGGACACUUGUCAUUCUUCUAUCAAGAUCUCGGUCUCGAUCCCAAGAUGCCCGAGCCUUCUGCGCCGCCGUUCGAGGUUGCUGAGGGAAGAGUUGGUUGA
Molecule: messenger RNA, 228 nt
Organism: Colletotrichum graminicola M1.001
Lineage: Eukaryota; Fungi; Ascomycota; Sordariomycetes; Glomerellales; Glomerellaceae
Exons: 1
Coding region: 1-228 (75 amino acids)
Source: RefSeq, a predicted model, not a curated record